This is a messenger RNA of Mauremys mutica (yellowpond turtle), 2752 nucleotides long. It is a transcript of the gene MTFP1, whose product is annotated as mitochondrial fission process 1. The record is from RefSeq and is a predicted model, not a curated record. Gene Ontology annotation, biological process: mitochondrial fission. The transcript is spliced from 2 exons. NCBI's taxonomy places the organism in Eukaryota, Metazoa, Chordata, Testudines, Geoemydidae. Bases 1627 to 2142 code for a protein of 171 amino acids. Gene Ontology annotation, cellular component: mitochondrion.
AAACCCUUUUGUCCCCCAGAGCUGGUUGUCUCCUCGACCCCAGGGAUCGCCUGUGUGUGUCCUAAAAGGGAGGGGCCAAAGCAAGAUCCUGUCACUUAGAGCCUGGUCAGGUCCUGGUGGAGGGAGCAGUGCCAGCGGGGACGGCAGGCUAGGGUGGGUCUCACUGUCAGGCCUCUGACCUUUCAUGGGGCAAAGACUCCCCGCUCCUGCUGACAAACUGGGCAGCCUGGGGCCAAGUUCUCUCAUCUGCCAACUCCACCCUCCCUCUCAUUGCUGCCCAGAUCCUGUCUACUGAGCCAGUCCUGCUCAUGCACCAAAAGUCUGCUUCUGCCUCUGAGCCCAGGGGCAGUCCCCACCUUUGCACAGACAAAGUCAGUCCUGCACACCUCCGCUGCACAGCUCUCUGUGCUGAGGCCCUGUCUUCCUCUCCUGCUCCACCAGCAACAGGCGUCAGACUCCACAGAUUGACGUUCCUGGGCAUCUUUUGAUUCACGGUGUCAGCUCAGGACUUGUAGUGUCCUGCAUCUCUAUUCUGUGACAUUCACCUGCCUUUUCCUUUCAGUCCUUUCUCACUCACCUCCCUGUCUCCAGGAGAGCUGGAGGUUAGGACCAUAAGAAUGCCCCUUCAGAAAGAGACUUGUGGUCCAUCUAGUGCAGUAUCCCAUGUUCCUGACACUCUGGAAGAGACCCCAGGGCUAUACAGUCCAGUAUCUGACAUUGGCCAGUGCCAGAUGUGUCAUAACUAUGCAAUAUGCUGGGCUGGGGGAUCAUUCCUGAGCCCACCCUCUGCAAAAGCAUUUGGGUUUAGGGCAUGCCAGGAGCUGGCAGCAGAUCCAGGAGCCAGAGAAGCCAGCUACAGCACCUCCAGGAGUGUGGAAGAGGAUGCUCUGAGCCCUGCUACCAUGCUGGAGACAGAGGGUCAGAGCCUGCUAGCACUGACCCACCAUCCAAUGUUAGCCAGAGAGCAGGGAGCCAUGUGCCAUGGGCCAGGGGAGGCCUGGCUCCCAGUGAAGCAGCGGGUGGGAUCCCUGUCAGACACAGCAAUGACUUGACAGCUUCCUUGCUCUGCAUGGGCUGUGCUGCCCGGCAGUGCCAAGCUGAGCUUUGUGGCAUGUUCCUGAGUGGUGGUACCUGUCUGGGGAAAGCUGCUGCCAGGCUGUGAUCUACACCCUGCACACACCAGGGCAGCACCUGCCCUGCUCAGGUGAGCUAAUGCACCCACCCAGACAUGUACAAACACACACAGACCUGACAUCCCAGACCUGCACACGUGCACACAUGCACAGAGCUGUACACCCCCGACUUGCACACACACAUGCAGAUGCAUGCACACACCCAUAAACCCACACAGCGAUCUGUACAUCCCCUACCUGCACCUACAUCUAUACACAUGCAUGCACACCCCUACCUGCACACACCCCUGUACACAUCCACACACACACACACACAGAGAUCUGUACAUCCCCUACCAGCACACAUCCACGCUCACACACACACACAAAAUCUGUACACCUCCUAACCUGCACACACCCCUGUACGUUUGCUGAGAGACACAGAUCUGUUCACCCCCCUACCUGCACACACCCCUGUACACAUGUGCGCAUGUGCACACAGAGCCCAUAACAAAUGUGUUUUCUCUGCUUGUCUUCUGCUGUGGUCCAUUCCUCUCUGCACCAUUUCCCCAAACCCAUACUGGACCCUGUGUGUAACCCCUCCCCCCUCCACAUCAGUGGUACAUUCCUCUCUGUGCGCUCCCACACCCACUCCCUGCUGUUCUGCCCCACUCCACCAGUACAGUGUCCCUGCUCUCCAUGCUCUCUGUGCUGCACCCAUCAGGCACAUGAACACGACGUGGGGAAGACGACACAGGUGGCCGUGGCUGUGGUGGAUACAUUUGUGUGGCAGGCUCUGGCCUCUGUGGCUAUCCCCGGCUUCACCAUUAACCGCAUCUGUGCUGCCUCCCUCUACUUCCUGGGCACCAUGACCCACUGGCCCCUCCCCAUCCGGAAGUGGAUGACCACAGCCAUCGGCCUCUCAGCCAUUCCCGUCAUCAUCAAGCCCAUUGACAGGUCAGUGGAUUUCCUGAUGGAUUCCAGCCUCCGCAAACUCUAUGGUGCAGAAGAGAAACGUCCUUCUUCAUGAGGCAGCCCCCUUACAUAGCUAAAGCGGGGGGGGGGCACUCCUCUCAUCCACCCAGCUCCACACCUCACAACUGACUACACUGUAUUUAGAGUCAUUUUCUGCUGUUAAGCCAACUUACUGUGACAUGGGGGCAGGAGAGCAAGUGGGCUGGGCAGCCCUGCCCCAGCACAGGCUCACCCCUGCUUCAGAGGCAUUAGCACUAGCCCUGAAUUGCCAGGUGCUGGUUGCCCAACCCAAAUGCUGGAGGCCCAGCUGCUUUGGCAGCAUGAGAUUUCAGGGUUGUUCUUGGUCCUUCGUGGCCACGGGGGAAGAAGAGAGAGGAAAAGUGCAAUUGCUAUCAAAACCCAGUGGUGCCAGGGGAUAUUAAUACAGGCUAGGGCUGGCAUAUUCUGUAUCUUAGGAAGCCCCAGGACAGGUUAGGUUUGGCCCAUUGAGAGAUCUGUAUUUACUGUGGGGGAAAAGAGAAAACCAAACACCUGUUCUGGGGGUUAAUUGCACUAACUCACAUUCCUCUAACUGGCUCCAGUUCCUGCUGUUGUGUAGUGGGAACCUGACUAGUCAAACUCUGCAAUUCCCUCUCCUCAGAAUAAACUGCUUUAACCUGAAUUCA